AUGGUGCAGUGCGAUGACUGCGAUCGGUGGUUCCACCACACGUGCGUCGGCCUGAAGCGCCUGCCGGAACCACACGAACCGUUCCUGUGCGUGAAGUGCACGUUGAUAAAUGAGCAAUUGAGAAAAGCGGUCGAGUCAAAGUUUGCGGCGCGAAGCGACGUUCCGGAUAUCGUUGAGCGACUCAUCGAGGCGCUGAGCGUCCGCGGAGGUGACCAGCAGGCGAAACGGGCAACGCUUAUGAAGCUCCCGGCGUUCGAGGGACGCGCGCGGGACUGGCCGUGCUUCAAGCGGACCUUUGAGGAAACGACGCGCCAGGGACGCUAUUCGCCGCUUGAGAACUUGCAUCGCCUGCAGCAGGCGGUGAAGGGCAGCGCCGAGCGCGUCGUACGCCCGUUGAUGCUGGACGCCGCAAAUGUGCCGGCCAUAAUGGAAAGGUUGGAGGAGUGUUUCGGGCGGGCCGAGCUCGUGUACGCGGAGUUGUUGAAAGAUGUAACGCGAGUGCGUGUGACCGACCAGACGCGGAUUCCGGAGCUGGCGAACGCACUGGAGAAUCUGGUCGUGAACGUAAAGGCGCUGGGUCAGGACGCCUACCUGAACGACCCGCGUUUAGUAGAUGAACUGGUCGGGAAGCUGCCGCUCUCGAACCAGAUUAAGUGGGCGGAGGAGAAGCUUGCGGCCGUACACCCGAAAAGCCUCGACGACCUCAACGAGUGGCUCAAGCCGCUGGCGCGCACCAUGCGCAUGGUGAGGCCGUCGCGCACGGAAACGGUGAACGCACAUGAGGAAGGCAGAUCCGGGCAAGCGACGCGCGCGAAAUCCAUCCCAGCGAGUCCAGCGAGUCCAGCGUGCCCAGCGUGCAAAAGGAAUCACCGGGUGGAAGAAUGCGAGGAGUUCCAGCGGAAGAGCGUCGGCGAUCGCGUCUCGCAUUUCUCGAUUGCGGCUCCUCGCUCACGCUGA
Messenger RNA from Anopheles aquasalis, 957 nucleotides. RefSeq lists its product as uncharacterized. The record is from RefSeq and is a predicted model, not a curated record. NCBI's taxonomy places the organism in Eukaryota, Metazoa, Arthropoda, Insecta, Diptera, Culicidae.